Molecule: messenger RNA, 6089 nt
Organism: Xenopus laevis (African clawed frog)
Lineage: Eukaryota; Metazoa; Chordata; Amphibia; Anura; Pipidae
Gene: mdga1.L
Product: MAM domain-containing glycosylphosphatidylinositol anchor protein 1
Exons: 17
Coding region: 1356-4211 (951 amino acids)
Source: RefSeq, a predicted model, not a curated record
ACGGGAGAGGGAGAGCAGGGAGAAGGGAAGGAGACUGCACAAGUUACUGAGCCUCUGGAGCGCAGCGAAGGCAAUAGCUCUUGUUACUCCACUUUGUUACCCACUUUGUUACCCCAGCCCAGAAAGGAGGAGACAACAGGUGGCAGAGCAUUAGGAAGGCUGAGAAAACUGCCACCCGAAAGCAUCUGUUAAGAAGAAGAAAAUGAGAGAUAACUCUUGCUACCCGACCCCUGAGCGUCUGAAGGGAAGGGAAUAACACGUGCUGCCCCCCAGCUCCCCAAAAACAAGGAAAUUGGACGUGCCCCCACCGAGACAUCCAUAAAGAAGGAAAGGGGGUUCAUCCUGUUAGCCAAGUGCACCCCAACUCCUGAGCAUCGUAACUCCUGCCGCCCCCGACCCCUCUGCAUCGCUGGGAGGAGAAUUUAUCUCUGGCUGCCAAGGGACUCUGCACAAUCGGCUCUUCAACCGGGAAUUUGGAGAAAAGGGCACAACUGAGCCACUGCGGGACCCGUAGAGAUCGUGCGAUCAGAUUGGAAGAGUCGCCCCCGACUGCACAACUUGUUCAGCGGAACAUCUGGAGUAGAGUGUGGGCUCAGGGGGCGGGAGUCGCCUCGUUUAACCCUUUCAGCUCUCGCUACUUGGAGUUGAGCGAAGUCUCCAGUCGGGAGGGACAUUUAGUGCAUUGGGGCUGGGAAGGGUCCCUGGGAGUUGUUACUGCAGUCGGGAGGAACCAUUAAGGAUUAUUUGGGGGGUCUGGAUUGUAAUGAAGCUUCUCCCCAUGUCUGGAAGUGUCGUGCUGCUGUAGAGGAGUGAAGAGUUGGGAGGGAGGGAGGGAAUCAGCAGCCCCCACCCAUUCCCCCCACACACUCAGGCUGCAGCCCCCCGGCUCAUUAGACGCGAGGAGAGAACAAGUUGCCGUCACUUCGGCCGAUCGCUGUGUCUGAGUCAGCGCUGGGAGCAGAGGAGCAGAGUGAGGGGACAGGAGAAGCUUUAUAGUGGGCGAGAUCAAGUGCAACCGCUGCCAAGGGGGAGACCGAUCCUGGUACCCCUUUCCCUGAAUUUAGCGGACGGAUCAACAUCAGCGCAACCCCGUCUCGGAGAUAAAUUCGGCGCUUCCCCUUCUCUGGAGCUAAACUCAGGGGGACCCGCCGCCGCGCACCCUUUUUAGUGGAACUGAUUUCUGGGGGAGGGAAGACGCGCCCAUUCCUUGGAGCUGGUUUGGGUGGGGGGGAACCGGCGCACCCCAUUUCUCCGGUGAAGCUGAGGAAGGAGCUGCGGGUCUAAUAAGCCUCUAACACCCCGGGCUUUGGGGCUGGAUCCAGGCCGGACUGGGGAUGCAGGAGCGGAGCUGAAGGAUGGAGAUUUUGUGGCUUUUCCUCCUCUCUCUGAUCCCAAGGAGCAGCCGGGGACAAGGAGUGUAUGCCCCAGCUCAGGCACAAAUCAUUCACGCGGGGCAGGCGUGCGUGGUGAAAGAAGAUAACAUCAGCGAGCGAGUUUAUACCAUACGGGAGGGGGACAUCUUGGUUCUGCAGUGUCUGGUGACGGGCCACCCGCGACCUCAGGUACGAUGGACAAAAACUGCUGGCAGUGCCUCAGAGAAAUUCCAGGAGACCUCCAUCUACAACGAAACACUGCGCAUCGAGAAGGUCCAGAGGAUGCAGGGGGGUCGAUACUAUUGUAAAGCCGAGAAUGGGGUUGGGGUCCCGGCCAUCAAGUCCAUUCGAGUAGAUGUGCAGUAUCUAGAUGAGCCCAUUCUAACCAUUCAUCAGACCAUCAGUGAUGUCCGAGGGAGCUUCUACCAAGAAAAGACUGUUUUCCUGCGCUGCACUGUCAGCUCCAACCCACCGGCACGCUUCAUCUGGAAACGAGGUUCAGAGAUUCUCUCCCACAAUCAGGACAAUGGAGUUGAUAUUUAUGAGCCACUGUAUACACAGGGUGAAACCAAAGUACUGAAGCUGAAGAACUUGCGUCCCAAAGACUACGCCAAUUACACAUGCCAAGUAUCUGUACGGGAUGUUUGUGGGAUCCCAGAUAAAUCCAUCACUUUCCGUCUCACUAACAGAACAGCGCCACCUGCACUGAAGUUGUCGGUCAAUGAGACGUUGGUAGUGAACCCUGGAGAUAAUGUAACCAUGCAGUGCUCACUCACGGGAGGAGAUCCACCUCCUAAGGUCAUCUGGUCGCACAGCCAAAAUGUAGUGCCAUCCAAGGGGGGAAACCUCACCAUAUGGAACAUUCGUCCUGAAGAUUCCGGAUACUAUAAUUGUACUGCCACCAACAAUGUGGGGAAUCCUGCGAAGAAGACAGUCAACCUCUUAGUGAGAUCCAUGAAAAAUGCCACAUUUCAGAUCACUCCUGAUGUCAACAAGGAAAGUGAGAACAUCCAGUUGGGUCGGGAUCUGAAGCUCUCGUGCCACGUUGAUGCCGUUCCACAGGAGAAAGUUGUGUAUUCUUGGUUUAAAAACCAACGGAUUGUGGUGCCCUCUAGACGGCGACUGGAGAUCAGUAGGAAUGACCCAGAUCUCCCACCGGACACAAGUAGCUUGGAUUUCUUUGACUUGCGGUUCAGUGACUAUGGCACCUAUAUGUGUGUGGCCUCAUUUCCAGGAACAUUUACACCCGAACUAAGCAUUGAGGUCAAUAUAUCUGCUGAAACAGUGCCCCCCACACUGACUGUUCCCAGGGGACAAUCCAUCAUCACAGUUCGAGAAGGAUCUAGAGCAGAGCUACAGUGUGAUGUACGAGGCAAGCCCAAGCCACCUAUUCUCUGGACACGGCUGGACAAAGAGGGACCUUUGCCCACUGGAGAAGUGAUAGCUGAGACCUACGAUGGAAAAUUAAGGCUGGAGAAUGUGACCCGGGAAAUGAGUGGAACAUACAAGUGUCAGACGGCAAGAUACAAUGGAUUUAACAUCCGACCCCGAGAAGCCACGGUACAGCUGAAUGUUCAGUUUGCACCUGUGGUGGAACCCAAGUUGCAGGAGAUCCGCCAGGCCAUGCACACCGGCUUCACAAUGAGGUGCAACCUGCUGAAGGGAAGUCCACUCAAACUAGCCACUGCUGUGUGGAGAUACAACACGAACCUGCUCAAUGUGGACCCCACGGAGCAGCAGGAAUAUUCAGAACUGAGGAUAAACAGCCUGACCCAGAAGACCAGUGGUACAUAUGAAUGCACCGUUUCUAAUGACGUCGGCUCUGAUUCGUGUGUCUUUCAGGUGACCGGGAAGGCCCUCAGCCCAGAGUUCUACUAUGAUACCCCAAGCCCGAUUAAGGUCUUCAAACAGUUUAGAAACUACUCAUAUUUGCUUCAGUGGACCCAGAAGGAGCCUGGAGAUGUGGAUCCAAUUACGAGCUACAGGCUGGAAUAUCGACAGACAAACCUGAGAAAUAUAAUGAUCAAGGACAUCCCGGUUCGGGGGAUCCAGAAGGGGCAACUCCAGCAGUACCUGCUGACUGAUUUGAAAGCGAACCAGAGCUACGAGGUGCAGCUGACACCAUACACCAGUUUUGGAACAGGAGACUCUGCCUCCAGGAUCAUCCAAUACACAGAACCCAAUUCUCCCAACCCUUCAGAUAUCACCUGCAGGUUUGAUGAUGAGAAGAUGUGUGGGUUUGUGCAGGACAGAAGGGACAACUUUGAUUGGACGCGGCAGAGCAUGCUGACGGAGAAUCCCAAGAGAACGCCCAACACAGGGCCUGUUAUGGACCGCAGUAACACCCCAGAAGGCUACUACAUGUUUAUAGAAGCCUCUCCACCCCGUGUGCCAGGAGAGAAAGCUCGGCUGAUCAGCCCCAUGUACAACGUGAGCACCAAGCCUCCGUACCACAGGACCCCCUUCUGCGUCUCGUUCUACUAUCACAUGUACGGGAGACACAUAGGAAAUCUGAACCUGCUGAUGCGGACGAGGAGUAAAGGUACAAUGGACACCCAGGUGUGGAGCUUGAGAGGUGACAGAGGGAACAGAUGGCAGCAUGCGAUGGUCCCUAUGAGCCCCAUGGGGCCAUUCCAGGUUGUGUUUGAAGGUGUGAGAGGCUCAGGAAUAGAAGGGGACAUUGCCAUUGACGAUGUUACUGUGAGAAAAGGAGACUGUCCAUGGAAGCAGCUACCACCAACUAAAGAUGUGAUUCCUCCUGGAAGUCCAGCCUGUAAGGUCUUCGCUCCAACUCUUAACUGGGCACUCGCCUUCUUUCUCUUUGUGCUGCUGAGAUGAUACUGAGCCAAUGACGCUGCUGUAUUCCAACUAAGGCUCCUCAACCUUGCAUCCUUUCCUCCUCCUGUUCUCCUCCGUUGCAGACACACCAAAGUGUCCACAGUUACCAAAGACCAACAAGCAUGACCGCUUGAAGGACCCUCCAAAAAGCAUAAUGAGACUGGGAGGCUCCCUUGGAGAAGGUCAUCAUGUCUCAACAAUGAGUGGAAAGGAAUAUAAAAGGACAGAAUCUAGGGGAAUAAGUGAUAGGAUGAAGGACUUUUCUUUAAGAAAUGACUUUGUAUCACAUUGACUUGUAGUUACAAAAAAACAAGCAACAAACAAACUUUGAUGAAAAUAUAAGCACAAAUUUCUAUCUGGACUAUUCUGGGAUGGGGGGAAACAAUGGCUAUUAAUCCGCUCAAGGUUAGCGGAGGUAACGUGGAAGAAAUUCCAGCUGCUGCAUUCUAAUUUUCGAAGUAGAUUUCUUUUCUCGUGCUGCUGCUGCGUCCCAUCUGCGUUCAUGUAGUCUCACGCCAGUUGCAUGUGCUUCCGUGUCCAUAUCUGCAUAUAGCCUCACCUCAUAUAUGCUGACGCUCAUGAUCUUUGCUGUAGUAGACAUGUUUGUUGGAGAAAGGGAACUUUUACUCUGCUGGCCUUUGGAAAAACGAUCCCUUCCUCAUCAAAUGUGUAUAGACUUGGCGGAAGGGGAAGCUAGGGAAAUUCCCCCUCUAUUCCGGUAGCUUUGGAUCAAUAUUCACCUCUCCUUAGUCUUCCCUCUUGUCAUGCUACUGUUAACAUACAUCUCAUUUUAUCUAGAGAGCCCUGUGCUGGUCAGGAAGACCAAAAAAAAAUGACGGUGAAACAAAAUGGGUUCGUUGCUUUAUCAGAGAUACAAUUAGGGAGGGUACGUCGUUCCGUAGCAUUUUUUGAGCUGCCAAUGUCCUCUUCUCUUCUGUCGGAGACAUGGGCAUUAAUAUAUUGACAGGGAAAGUGCCCGGUAAUCACCACAAAUCCAGGGUUGUCAUCAAUUUUUUAUUUAGGUGGAUGGGGCAACAUCGACACCCAACGGCUCCUAGAAUUAGACAGCUGUUGAAGUUCCACCUCUUGGACCAAUCAGAUGUCUUAAUCAAAUUUUAAGGUCCUAAUUCAAGUUCAGAAAGCUCAAAGUAUCCAUGGGAACGUGGUGACGAUAGACUUGAGAAUCUGGUGUAUGUUGAACUGAGGCCACUUCAGAUAAUUGCGCCAAUGUCCUCUUCGCUUCUGUCGGAGACAUGGGCAUUAAUAUAUUGACAGGGAAAGUGCCCGGUAAUCACCACAAACACAGGGAUGUCAUCAGAUUUUUAUUUAGGUAGAUGGGGCAACAUCGACACCCAACGGCUCCUAGAAUUAGACAGCUGCUGACGUUCCACCUCUUGGACCAAUCAGAUGUCUUAACCAAAUUUUAAGGUCCUAAUUCAAGUUCAGAAAGCUCAAAGUAUCCAUGGGAACGAGGUGACGAUAGACUUGAGAAUCUGGUGUAUGUUGAACUGAAGCCACCUCAGAUAAUUGCGCAAACAUGUAAGGGAAAAUGUUUUUUUUUUCUUUUUUUUUUAAAAAAAAAUCUAUAUAUGGAAAAGUUCUAAAUGUAUUCUGCACAGAUAUUUAUCUUACCGGCUAAUCGGCUGGCUUUUUUUGUGAUGUAGCGAAGACAACCUCAGAUCACAUAGAACGUGGGAAGGUUGAGACUGCACUGAAGGGGCCCUGGGAGGGACAAUCUGCGAGUGAGUGUGUUGCAACGAGUCAGUGGCCGUAUGUCAGUAACGAGGGAUUUAUUUGUACACAACAUUUACCAAUCAAUAAUAUUCCACAGGUGCCUAUGGGGAAAAAAAAUGUUCCUUAAUAAAUGUCUAGAAUUUU